Molecule: messenger RNA, 2272 nt
Organism: Gasterosteus aculeatus aculeatus (three-spined stickleback)
Lineage: Eukaryota; Metazoa; Chordata; Actinopteri; Perciformes; Gasterosteidae
Source: RefSeq, a predicted model, not a curated record
GUCCUCUCACAGCUGACGAGUGUGACGUCAGCUGAAGCUCUACGUGCAGAAGUGAAUGUCUCGCCCAACCAAAAUGGCUUCCUCCUUCACAAGAGGCAAGCCGGUUUACUUCCUCUAGUUCACACUGUGGCUCGAUCCUUGGUCUAAUGUCCCCAGUCAAGCGUAAAGAAACGACAUUAUAAAUAAAAUUUGCAUUAUUCAUGCCAUCAUUUCCCGACCAUUAAGUCUCCUCCGUGUUACUUUAUUCUAUUGUACUACGAUGAGUUAUUGCACAGAUGUUAUAUUUCAUCUGGAGCUCUGACAGCAGCACAUUCAGCCCGCCCCCUUUCGUCACGUCACAUCCUCUCAGCGCAGCCUCUACGGGUUGCUAUGGCGACGGUGUUGCAGCUCGUCGCUACAGACAUUCACUGCUGUUACUACACUUUGUCGACCGGAAAGGAAAGUGACCACGUUACCACCAUGACUGCAUGAUGGCGACACAAAAAGAAGCGGAGCCCCCAGCUGUGAAUGGAUCCGACCAGGAGCUUCCAACACAACAGGAGCUCUGGGAGCCGACACCGGAGAGGGGACAUGUGGAUGUCCUUCUAGAUAUUAGCGAGGAGGACUUCAUGAAAGAAAUGGAGCCACACGAGUAUCACUGUUACUCCGGUUUGGAAGAAGCUGUUCAUGGUUGGGCAAGAGUUGCUCCACUGAGCUGUAUAUUUUUGACUCAAAAAACCUGCAAAAAAACAAAGCAGGCUGACAAGCCAAUGCCCUUGUGCGUUGACCCGGCAACCCCUGAUGCCAACAGCUCAACCUGGAUCGCAGAGAACCGCUGUGAGUCUCAAGGGGGCCCGCAAAACAGCUUCAAGAAAUCCCUCGCACCGAACCAGCACGCGGGCUGCUCGGGUAACACCGACUCGGCAGCUCUGCAGAAGGAUGCUUCAGAAUGGCCCGUCCUCACUCCCAUCCAGACAACCACGUCAAAACCUCCACUCAAAGAAAAGGCAGAGAGGGAAGAGGCACUCAGGGCCACGUCUGCGCAGGCUCACCACUUCCGCUCAAAAUACUCGGACAACGGAGCAGCUAAGCCUCAGAAACACAGGCCUCAUAUGAUGUUUCCCAUUAAAAACUUAACAUUUUUACCACCAAUUACGUUACAGCCCGCGAAUCACCGGAAAGCCAGUGGCAAGAAGGCCCAAGAAGGGGGAUCUACAGGGGGAAAUAUCUUCAAUGCCAAGAGCAGGAUGAAGGCAGCUGGCGUGGAGCACGUUGUUGACCCUGAGCUUCCCACUUACUCUGCAGUCCUGACCUCCAAGUACCGGCCAUGUCAGCUCAACCCCGACUUGUUCUCUGCACCCAAUAGGUAUCAAGUACCCAUGUCUUCCAAACCUGAGACCGGGCACCGCCAUAGCUACGCACUGGCCAGGAGGCUCGCACAGGUCCUCCAGUCCAGCGCAGCAUCAGGUCCACACGCCCACGUGUACCCGAGCAGGACUAUGUACUAUGCAGUCACUUGAACAUCUCAGAUUCAACAAACUGAUAAAACAACAGUUUUAUCAGUUUGCUUUUUAUCGUGAUUGCCUCAGACUCACAUUUUGUUGUUUCCAUUACAUUACUUGGUAAAAUAUAUACAAGUAUGUGACAUGUUCAUUAAGGCAAACUAGUCCUGGCUGGAAUCAGAAGGAUCUACACAUAACAGUCAAGUGAACAGAUCCUUAAAUGUUAAGCUAUUUGUGUCAUUAGAGCCUUUGUUUUGUUCUAGUUCCCACAAGUUCUUCUUCAGCUGUUGCAGUUACCUAGCAACGGUGCAGCUACCUCAUAAGGAGCGAGGCAGUGCGUCUGCUUCCACUUAAACCUGAGCCCCGAGUUGCAGAACUGUUAGGACCGCGAUGCACUGCAGACCACACGCGAUGACUUCCACACGUCGCCAAACUACUGCAUCUGCUGUCAAAUUGGAUUGUAUUUAACUUUUAAGCAGGGUGUCCCUGACAUAUGUGGAUGGGUUCUGGGUUACUAUUGUACCAGGUAUCAGCGCAGCAUUAUGCUGAGGUCCUUAAUGCUGCAAGUCAUGUUGGUCAACAUUAUUUACAAUGUGAGAUGCAUGUAGCGGGGGGGGUGGGGGGUCGGAGAUCCUGACAACAGCAGGAUCUUGUUACAUUGAUUUCUUUACAAAAGGAUCUUCUUACAUUGCCUCUCUAUACUACCUCUGAUCCGCUUAGUGGGAUUGUUCAAUAAUUAAAAUAGCUGCUGUGUAAGCCUAAUUAAAAGAAUUGAAAUAGUCCUACCUGAA